UAAAUAAAAGUGAACUUUGACAUAUUGAAUGCACAUGUUUACCUGCCUCCGAGUUUGGCAGUUCAUCGUCAGAAAACCGAGCACAGUCAACAGACAUUGUAGAUUUGUGGUCAGGAUGAGCAGCACAGAUCGAACAGGACCAUCAGAUACCAAGAAGAGCUUUGAAGAUAAAUACUUUGACUGUGCUGCAAAUGGAAACGUGGAAGAACUGAAGUUCCUCUUACAAGCCACAUUCAAUUCAGAUCAUCGUAAUGAUAAAGGAUGGACGGCACUUAUGCUUGCUGCUCGUAAUGGACAAGUGCAUGUGAUUGAAGCACUCCUUCAAAAAGGGUGUGAUAUAAAUUUGGUAAACAAGACUGGACAGACAGCUGAAGAUAUAGCUGUUUUCUGGGACCAAAAGAAGGCUGCCAAUAUGCUGACCGAUUUUAUUAAAAAGGAAAAUCCAGAUAAACAGCUACGGAACUACUUCUCUCUGAACAACUUAGAUCGUAUGGCAGAGAACCGGAAGGAUAAAGACUGGCUCCAAAGCAGACUGAAGAAAGAAACCACUAGAUUUAUUAUAUUUUCAGACUUGAAGCCUUUAGUUCGUCUCAGUGGUGAUGCUACACAGAGAUACAAGUACACACUUGUCCGUCUGGCCUACAGUGACAUAGAAUUUCUAUUAAAAACCAAUCCACUGCUCGUUUUCCUAGGAGUAGAAAGUGAUGAGUCUACUAAAGAUAACAGUACUGUACUAGAUGAGGCUGGACAAGCAUUAUUUGCCCUUGAUGUAACUGACACAGAUGAGUCUAAAUUCAAGACUCUUGUAGGGGAGGCAGAAUUCACCACCAGCUACCAUGUGUUAAUGCAGUUGGAGCCAAGCGACGCUGGGAUUUUUGCAGAGGCUCGCUCUUUGUUAGACUGGUUGGACCGCUACAAGUUCUGUGCCACCUGUGGUAGUGCCACAACAGUGGCAGAGGGUGGCUAUAAACGCAUCUGUGACAACAAAUCAUGCCGCACAAACAAGGGCAUUCACAACACGUGCUACCCUCGUACAGACCCAUCUGUGAUUAUGCUAGUUGUCUCCCCUGAUGGAAAGAGAUGUCUGCUGGGAAGGAAGAAACAGUUUCCUGCCAAGAUGUACUCCUGCCUUGCUGGUUUCAUGGAACCAGGUGAGGCUCUAGAGGACACCUGUCGACGAGAGGUUUAUGAGGAGAGUGGAGUGCGGGUUGGCCGUGUCGACUACCACUCAUCACAACCAUGGCCCUUCCCUUGCUCCCUCAUGCUGGGCUGUUUAGCACAUGCUACCUCUGAGAACAUCAAGGUUGGCGAGGAUGAGAUGGAAGAUGUUCAAUGGUUUCGUCGGUCUGAGUUGGUCCAGAUGCUGACAAAGCAGCACCCGCAGGGACUGUAUAUACCCCCAGAACAGGCCAUUGCACACCAGAUCAUCAAAGCCUGGGUCAGAAUGACUGCCAACCUCUGAUGUAUUACAUUAACAAUCACUAAAGGUGCUUUAACUGAUAUAAACAGAACCAAUUUACCUAAUGAAGUACAUGCAUUCAUUUUUGUAAGCUCACUUAGGAUUUAUACAGUAGAUUGGAGGAUAAACAGAUCACUUUGAUCGGGGAACCAAAGAGUCCCUUUGAUUUGAGGAUGUAAAGUCACUACAAUGUAAUGGUCACAAACAUGCUCAAGUGGACUGUUUUCCCUUGUUAUAUAUAUAUUGGAAUAAUUUUAAAUACCUGAACUGUUAAUGAGAUAAUUGUUGAUCACACAAAAUGAAGACUUUACCUAUAUUUUGGAAACAAUUCUGUUUGAGUUUUGUUUAUAUUAUACUGUGAUACAAAAACUGCUAUUAUAAAAUUGAGUGGUAUAUAUUUUGUCCCCUUCAAAUAAAGGAAGGCAUAUUAGUA
Mizuhopecten yessoensis (Yesso scallop) is the source of this 1892-nucleotide messenger RNA. Its product is annotated as peroxisomal NADH pyrophosphatase NUDT12-like. NCBI's taxonomy places the organism in Eukaryota, Metazoa, Mollusca, Bivalvia, Pectinida, Pectinidae. Gene Ontology annotation, molecular function: NADH pyrophosphatase activity; protein binding; metal ion binding. The coding region runs from base 29 to 1462 and encodes 477 amino acids. Gene Ontology annotation, cellular component: cytosol. The record is from RefSeq and is a predicted model, not a curated record. Gene Ontology annotation, biological process: NAD+ catabolic process; NADP+ catabolic process. The transcript has 7 exons.